Messenger RNA from Dioscorea cayenensis subsp. rotundata (Guinea yam), 890 nucleotides. Its product is annotated as calmodulin-7. The transcript has 2 exons. The record is from RefSeq and is a predicted model, not a curated record. Gene Ontology annotation, molecular function: calcium ion binding; enzyme regulator activity. NCBI's taxonomy places the organism in Eukaryota, Viridiplantae, Streptophyta, Magnoliopsida, Dioscoreales, Dioscoreaceae. The coding region runs from base 114 to 563 and encodes 149 amino acids.
UUUGUCUCACAAAUCUCUACAUUUUUCAUCAUCUUCUUCUUCUUCUUCUUCUUCAUCGUUUGCUGGCGUGCUCGAUCUCAUCUUCUUGAACGAUCCUUUGAGAAGCAUCAUCAAUGGCUGAUCAGCUAACGGAUGAUCAGAUCUCCGAGUUCAAGGAAGCCUUUAGCUUGUUUGACAAGGAUGGAGAUGGUUGCAUCACAACCAAGGAGCUGGGAACUGUGAUGCGUUCAUUGGGCCAGAACCCAACAGAGGCUGAGCUACAGGAUAUGAUAAAUGAGGUUGAUGUUGAUGGCAAUGGAACCAUUGACUUCCCAGAGUUCCUCAACCUCAUGGCCCGUAAGAUGAAGGACACUGACUCUGAAGAGGAGCUGAAGGAGGCCUUCCGUGUUUUCGACAAAGACCAGAAUGGCUUCAUCUCUGCUGCUGAGCUCCGCCAUGUCAUGACCAACCUAGGUGAGAAGCUGACUGAUGAGGAAGUUGAUGAGAUGAUUCGCGAGGCUGAUGUUGACGGUGAUGGCCAAAUCAACUACGAGGAGUUUGUUAAAGUCAUGAUGGCCAAGUGAUAAAAGCCUCUAUGAAAAGACACAACACCUGAACAAUAUAAUUUUCUGAGCAGAUCAUAUCAUAAUGUGUGGUUCUUAUUUGAUCUUUUUCAGGUAGUUUAUUUGGUUAAUCUCCCUUGUGAAAGAAAGGAUGAUUCUAUCUCUUCUCUGUCCUUGAUUUUCGUCUCUUUUUGUAUUCUAUGAAUCUUUAUUCUGCUAGCAUUUCUUUCCAUGUGUGUUGUUUUAUCAGUGUUUGUGGUUUUCCUUGGAUAAUUCCGUAGGUGAUGAUCUCUGUUUUUUUCUUUCCUUCCCAACUCUUGCAACAUUUCAAUACCUGAAAUUGAUGGA